This is a messenger RNA of Linum tenue, 989 nucleotides long. The record is from the annotation of a GenBank genome assembly. Lineage: Eukaryota; Viridiplantae; Streptophyta; Magnoliopsida; Malpighiales; Linaceae.
CCAAAACUCAGAAGCACCAGAAGAAGAAACAAGGUCGACCAAGUUUUUUAAAGGAAAACUAGGGAGCAGGGUGACAAAAGAUGGCAACGAUGGGAAGAAAUGAGAGGAGACGAUGAAUCAUGGAGAGAGGAUCCGAUCGGUUGGCUCUGAUCACGGGAGAGCUCAAGAAUUUCGAACAAACGUCCUCAAUGCCAUCGGCUGGCGCAUCAUUAUCCUUCAACGAACAUUCAAGAGGGUCAGAUUUCCUAUCUAACAACCCUGUCUCUGAAACACAGCAGAAGGAAGCAAUCAUCGCCCAACAGAUUCCAAAGGCAGAGAACCUAGAUUCAUCACAUCUCUCCAGAUUCGUGACAAAUCCAAAUGUUAGUAACUUAUCCUCCAAGCCGCAGACUGCAACAACAACGAUAGGGCCAUCGAGUAAAAUACCGUCAAAGCGAAAGCAGACAACUUUUUUCUCUUCCAGGCGCCUGAACGCCUGCAUCAUAGCUUCCGAGGUCCCUCGAGCAAAAUGUUCCUUUGUUAUAUCCAUUCUGGUGCUGUUUUUUCACUUUGCACGCUCAUUGAUCGGAAUCGAAGACGACGCCCAGGGUUAUAGGCCAAUAUAUUUGAUGGCCUUGACCAGUGUAAUGAUUGUGAUGCUUCGGAUGAUCCAUGGGAAGGGAACGGUUAUAGAAGAUGCGCAAGAAGAGAAAUCCGGAGAUAACGCUGAGGAUAAGAGCUGGAGAGAUGCGUUCAUGGUGCUGGAGAGAGGUCUUACUGCCUACCAAGCAAUUGAAGGCUUGUUCAUUAACUGUAGUAUUUACUUGAUUGUUGUCAUCUCUGGCCUCUCUUUGGCAUGAUUGGGCUCACUAGCUACAAGAGAAAGAAAGCUUUUUCUUUUGUCAACAUAAUUUUGUACAACCUUAAGGGGUUACUGAUAUCCAUUUAGUAAGAGAUGCUGAAUAACCCGUUAAAUAACAAAACAUGAACAAGUACAAUACAUGCAAAGA